Molecule: messenger RNA, 1198 nt
Organism: Elgaria multicarinata webbii
Lineage: Eukaryota; Metazoa; Chordata; Lepidosauria; Squamata; Anguidae
Gene: CCNO
Product: cyclin O
Exons: 3
Coding region: 1-1008 (335 amino acids)
Biological process (GO): regulation of cyclin-dependent protein serine/threonine kinase activity; mitotic cell cycle phase transition
Cellular component (GO): cyclin-dependent protein kinase holoenzyme complex; cytoplasm; nucleus
Molecular function (GO): cyclin-dependent protein serine/threonine kinase regulator activity
Source: RefSeq, a predicted model, not a curated record
AUGGUGGUGACUACCCGACCUAGUCAGGAGCGCCCUGCGGCUGUAGGCGGGCGGCAGAGCCCGCCGUGCAAGCGGCAGCGGGCCGAGGACGUGACCCCCGAGGAGCGGCCUGAGCCCCCGGGCGUCGUCGAAGCCAGCCUCCAGCUUCGCGCGCCCGUCAAGAAAAGCAAGGCCCCCCCGCUGGGUCUCCUCCCCGGCCGGGUCGCCUCCCCCAGCCGCUGCGAGCCCAUGCACCCUUUGGAGCGGCAGACCUUCCGCGACUACGGGCAAAGCUGGUACCGCUUCCGAAAGGAGCUGGAGGGCAAGUUUCACCCGCUCGACCCGCUGGCCCAGCAGCCACAAAUAACUGCAGAGGCUCGGUGCAAACUGAUCAGCUGGCUAAUUCCAGUGCAUAAACACUUUGGCUUCUCUUUUGAGUCCUUAUGUCUGGCGGUAAACACUCUAGACCGCUUCCUCACCACCACCCCAGUGGCUGCUGACUGCUUCCAACUUCUAGGGGUCACCUCGCUUUUCAUCUCUUGCAAACAGGUGGAAGUGCACCCACCCAAGGUGAAACAGCUCCUGGCCCUUUGCUGUGACACUUUCUCUCGUCAGCAACUCUGCAAUCUGGAGUGCAUCAUUCUGAAUAAGCUCCGAUUCAACCUGGUGGCCCCCACCAUCAACUUCUUCCUGGAACACUUCACCCAUGUGAGGAUGGAGGCUUGUGAAGCUGAUGCCUGGGAGGCCAGCAAUGCCAAAGCUCUGGCAAAAGGUGUGGCUGAACUUAGCCUGGCUGACUAUGCUUUUAACAAAUACAUGCCUUCUUUGCUGGCCGUGUGCUGCUUGGGACUGGCUGACCAAAUGUUGCAGCACCAGAAACCACUGGACUUUAACUUAAGUGAAUAUCCAGAGGGAAUUUUGCAGGAUUGCCUGGACAAACUACAUUUACUGGUGUCUUUGAAUGAGGACUCUUUGCCUUUGGUACUACCCCCUGAGAUUUCAGAUCAGUAUCUACACCUAGAAAAAUGAGUUAAUGAAACAAAACAAAUACUUGAAACACUGUGUGUAACCAUGCAUUUGGAAGUUUAGAUCAUCCAUUUUCUCCAGUGUAUUACAGAAGGAUCACUAAUAGUUGCAAUACCUCUAACAUAACAGUAUUUUCUUUGUACUUUUUUUCAAUAGUCUCUAACGAGUUUUACAUGAUAUUUAUAUUUAUUAG